Molecule: messenger RNA, 1275 nt
Organism: Cordyceps militaris CM01
Lineage: Eukaryota; Fungi; Ascomycota; Sordariomycetes; Hypocreales; Cordycipitaceae
Product: alpha-1,2-mannosyltransferase, putative
Exons: 3
Coding region: 1-1275 (424 amino acids)
Biological process (GO): cell wall mannoprotein biosynthetic process; protein O-linked glycosylation; protein N-linked glycosylation
Cellular component (GO): membrane; Golgi apparatus
Molecular function (GO): alpha-1,2-mannosyltransferase activity
Source: RefSeq, a predicted model, not a curated record
AUGUUGGCGGGAAGCAAUGCGCGCAUUUUGCGCUACAUUGUUGUUGCCGGCAUUAUUCUGAUAUUCUUCUACCACUUCUCCGGCUCCCGCUACGAUACCCUCCCGCGACCGGUCCCUGCCCCUGACCACGCGCAAGCUGCCUCGCAACCGAGUCCCCCAAAUGACGAGGCCACUACCGCCGGCCGUCCUGUCGAUUCCACGCAAAAGUCCAUACCUGCCGACCGUGAUCGCCCAAAUUCCGGAUUCCCCAAGUCCGUCAGUGCAAGCACCGAUGCCGCCGCGUCUACGCUCGCCGACAUCGACCCUGGGCCGCGUGCCAAUGCCACCUUUGUGUCACUCGCCCGCAACGCCGAUGUAUGGGACAUUGCCCGCUCGAUCCGCCAGGUAGAAGACCGCUUCAACCGCCGCUUCAACUACGACUGGGUCUUUCUCAAUGAUAAGCCCUUUGACGACAACUUUCGCAACAUCACUUCGGCCCUCGUCUCCGGCACCGCACGCUUCGGCCAAAUUCCCGUCGAGCAUUGGUCGGUGCCAGAUUGGAUCGACGAGGACAAGGCCACAAAGGUGCGCGAGGACAUGAAGGAGCGCAAAAUCAUAUACGGUGACUCGAUGAGCUACCGCCACAUGUGCCGCUUCGAGUCGGGCUUCUUCUUUCAGCACCCCAUUAUGAAAAACUACGACUUUUACUGGCGUGUCGAGCCAAGCAUCGAGCUUUUCUGCGACAUUGCACAGGAUCCAUUCCGCUUUAUGAAGGAGAAUGGGAAAAAGUACAGUUUCACAAUUAGCCUGCUCGAGUAUGUCGACACGAUCCCCACGCUCUGGGACAGCGCCGUCAAGUUUAUAGAAAACUACCCGCAGCACGUGGCUGCCGAUAACUCAAUGGAGUUUCUGAGUGACGAUGGUGGUCAAACGUACAACAUGUGCCACUUUUGGUCCAAUUUUGAGAUUGGCAGCCUCGAGUGGAUGCGCAGCGACGCCUAUGUCGACUUUUUCAACUCGCUCGACCAGGACGGCGGCUUCUUCUACGAGCGCUGGGGUGAUGCGCCCGUGCAUUCGAUUGCUGCCGGCCUUCUCCUCAACAAGACGGAACUUCAUUUCUUCGACGAGAUUGCCUACUUUCACAUGCCCUUUACGCACUGCCCCAACGACGUGCAGUCGCGGAUCGACCUCAAGUGCCACUGCAACCCCAAGGACAACUUCGACUGGAGCAGAUACUCGUGCACCUCAAGGUACUUUGAAAUGAUGGGCAUGCAGAAGCCCGACGGCGUGGAUUGA